CAUUUCUUUUUCAUUAGAGACAGGGCAGGUGCACCAUCUUGCCAAGCUGAUUAAAGCAUCUCUGUGACAGAAAAGUUGAUUAAAGCAUUUACAUUUCCCAUCGAUUGAUCCAAUUGCCAAACACCUCCAUCCCUAAAUUCGAAUAGCCAGUCAUCCGCAUGACAACCCUAAUGUUAUUAUUGACCUUAAAAGGCUAGAAAGCAAUUCCGAGAAGAAUCGCAUCCAACUUCAAUCAAUGCCCGGAUUUCCAAUCUCUUCAAACGGAGACUGAUUAUCCAGUUGCCUAAUUUACAAUUCACGUCGUCCGAAGUUUUCUCACGCCAAAUCAAAACUUGGGUUUGCUCUGGAUUGGGAAAAAAUCAAUCCAAAAUCCUUUAACCCAAUUACAGGCGCCAUUAAAGCUGAGUUGCUCUGUUCUUAGACCAUGGCCGUCUGCAUAAAGCAAUUGUAAUAAUCUCAAAUUUUCACUCCAUGAUUGAGAAGCAUAAUCGACAUCAAAACCCCACAUGCGAUUCUUCUAAAGCUCCUUUUUGAGUUGCAUCCCAUCUCUCCCUGUUACUCCUCCUCAGCUGCCUUCUUCUUUACUCAACUGUGUUUCAAUUUGUUGGUUUAGGCUUUCAUUUUCCAUUUUGGUUCUUCAAUUUCAGUCUUCUUCAUGGAGAAAAGAGCAAGGGAAUUGAAAUCCAUUGCAGAGGUAGUUCUUGCAGAAACUAUGAACGCUCUGUGGAUAUUGUUUUCUUGCAUAUUGUCUCUCACUUCGCAUCCUUUGUUCUCGUGCUUUGUCACUCUCUGCAUCGUAAUUCUCCUUUACUUCCCAUGGAAUUUCUUCAGAGUCGCGUUCUCGCCGGUUUUGAUCUUGACCGGAAUGCUCUUGCUGGCCCUUCUCCGGCUGGGAGCAACCCAAAGCAUUGACAGUGAAUCAAAAUCCAAUUCCAGUUCUAAUUCCAUUUCUGCUGAGUCUGAUUCGGGAGAAUUGGGUUUGGGGUGCAAAGAUCGGAAACGGGUCGAAUGCCGGUCGGAGAAAGAUCCCAGAGUCGAUUCAAACUCCGACCAAAGCCCCUUCUUCGCCGACUCUUUCCUCGAGUGGGACGUGAGAGCGCCGUUGGAGGUGAUAUACGAAGAGUACGAAGGCGAGGAAGCCGACGACGCUUCGAACGAAAAGGACGAGGCUACCCGCGUGGGUAUCGAACGGUUCCCUUCGCUGUCCAUGUACUACCCGGAAACCGACACCGAUAGCUCGUCGGAAGGCGAGUUUCCCGGUACCCGACGGUGGGACUCGCUGGAGAACGUUCGUUACAGAUGGGAGGACGAGGGCGGAGAAGAGUUGAUUGAGAUAAUCUUCGAGGGUAAAGGGGCUUCGAAUUUUCUGGAGGAGGAAGAUAAUCUAAUAGAGAUUGAUAUAUCGCCGGUCAGGAACAAGUAGUUUUCCGGCGAGAGCCAGAUUCAGUUAACCACGAUUAAUUAAAGCUAAUAUAGGGCGUAGUGUUGUUGGAGACGGUGAGCAUAAGGUGAGAGAGAGGGAUUUGGGAUGUUGGGGUUUUGGGUUUUGGCUGUUUUGGUUAUUGAGAUUGAGAUUGGAUCACUGUUUGCAUUAAAAUAUUUUUAAAUUUCAAUGUGCAUGUAUCUUUUAUGUGAGAAAAAUUUGCACAAAUUUGAGGCUAAA
Molecule: messenger RNA, 1663 nt
Organism: Malania oleifera
Lineage: Eukaryota; Viridiplantae; Streptophyta; Magnoliopsida; Santalales; Ximeniaceae
Exons: 1
Coding region: 656-1423 (255 amino acids)
Source: RefSeq, a predicted model, not a curated record